Molecule: messenger RNA, 597 nt
Organism: Periophthalmus magnuspinnatus
Lineage: Eukaryota; Metazoa; Chordata; Actinopteri; Gobiiformes; Gobiidae
Product: scavenger receptor cysteine-rich type 1 protein M130-like
Exons: 5
Coding region: 1-597 (198 amino acids)
Cellular component (GO): membrane
Source: RefSeq, a predicted model, not a curated record
AUGGACUCUGGGUCCUGGAAGCUGGAGCUGCUGUGUGCAGAGACCUGGACUGUGGCUCUGCUGUUUAUAGAGAACAAAGAGACGUCUGCAGUGAGACACUGUGUCGUCCGUUCGGACUCCUCCUCCUGGGGUGUGGAGGUGAAGUGUUCAGACUCGGUGCGUCUGGUCUCGGGGCCCAGUCUGUGCUCAGGAUCAGUGCAGAUCUGGGACCAGUCCUGGACCUGGGUCUGUGAAGGGGCCUUGGACCAGCAGGGGGCAGAGGUGCUGUGCAGGGAGCUGGGCUGUGGGGCUCCUUCUCUCCUCCAGGGGGCGCUCUCUCCUCUGAGGCAGACGUUCCACUGUGAGGGCCAUGAGUCUGCUCUGAUGGACUGUCCCCGCUCCGGCUCAGAGACCUGCUCCUCUGGAGCCGCUGUCAACCUCACCUGCUCAGAGCCGCUCAGGCUGGUGGGAGGGGCCAGUCGCUGUGCUGGGACUGUGGAGGUGAGACACAGAGAGUGGAGACGGGUGGAGCCGUAUAAACCCUCUGGACCCUGGGUCCUGGAGGUCACAGUUGCUGUAUGUUUUUUUCUAGUUGCUCCAGGGAACUGUCAGGUGUAA